CUCGGCGGCCGAGGGGGGGCCGGGCGGCAGGAGGAGGCAGAGGGCUGCGGAGGAGGAGCCCCCCAGCAGAGAGCAGCGAGCGACUGACCGCGGCCUUCUGACCAGGACCGGAGCAGGGCCCCAAGCCCCCGGGCCUGGCGGGGGACGCGCUUCUCCCCACACCCUGUGCCCCAGCAACUCCAGCCAGCGGACCCAACGGCGGAGAGGAGAAGAUGGGGAGCCCUGAGGACGACCUGAUUGGGAUCCCAUUCCCAGACCACAGCAGCGAGCUCCUGAGCUGCCUCAAUGAGCAGCGCCAGCUGGGCCACCUGUGCGACCUCACCAUCCGGACGCAGGGCCUGGAGUACCGCACCCACCGGGCUGUGCUGGCCGCCUGCAGCCACUACUUCAAGAAACUCUUCACCGAGGGUGGCGGUGGGUCAGUCAUGGGGGCGGGGGGCAACAGCACAGCCCCUGGGGGAGCAGGGGCUGGCGUAUGCGAGUUGGACUUUGUGGGGCCCGAGGCGCUGGGAGCCCUGCUCGAGUUUGCCUACACGGCCACACUGACCACCAGCAGCGCCAACAUGCCAGCGGUGCUGCAGGCCGCCCGGCUGCUGGAGAUCCCAUGCGUCAUCGCCGCCUGCAUGGAGAUCCUGCAGGGCAGCGGGCUGGAAGCCCCCAGCCCCGACGAAGACGACUGUGAGCGAGCCCGCCAGUACCUGGAGGCCUUCGCCACAGCCACAGCCUCAGGAGUUCCCAACGGAGAAGAGAGCCCUCCACAGGCACCCCUCCCACCUCCGCCGCCGCCACCACCUCGACCUGUCGCUAGGCGAAGCCGCAAGCCCCGAAAAGUUUUCCUGCAGACCAAGGGGGCCCGGGCAAACCACUUAGUACCCGAGGCGCCCACAGCGCCCACCCAUCCCUCAACCUAUGAAGAGGAGGAGGUGGCGGCAGGCAGAGUAGGUAGCAGUGGGGGCAGUGGGCUGGGGGACAGCUACAGCCCUCCCCCUGGGACUGCCUCACCCUCUGAGGGGCCCCUGAGCUACGAACCCUAUGAGGGUGAGGAAGAGGAGGAAGAGCUGGUCUACCCUGGUGCCUAUGGGCUGGUGCAAGGCGGCGGGCCCCCACUGUCGCCAGAGGAGCUGGGCUCAGAUGAGGAUGCCAUCGAUCCCGACCUGAUGGCCUACCUGAGUUCCCUGCACCAGGACGCCUUGGCCCCAGGCCUGGAUGGCCAGGACAAGCUGGUGCGCAAACGCCGUUCCCAGAUGCCCCAGGAGUGUCCCGUCUGCCACAAGAUCAUCCACGGGGCUGGCAAACUGCCACGUCAUAUGAGGACCCACACGGGCGAGAAGCCUUUCGCCUGUGAGGUCUGUGGCGUCCGUUUUACCCGGAAUGACAAGCUGAAGAUCCACAUGCGGAAGCAUACAGGAGAGCGCCCCUACUCGUGCCCGCACUGCCCAGCCCGCUUCCUGCACAGCUAUGACCUCAAGAACCACAUGCACCUGCACACGGGGGACCGGCCCUAUGAGUGCCACCUGUGCCACAAGGCUUUCGCCAAGGAGGACCAUCUGCAGCGCCACCUCAAGGGCCAGAACUGCCUGGAGGUGCGCACUCGCCGGCGCCGCAAGGACGAUGCUCCACCCCACUACCCACCACCCUCGGCCACAGCCCCAUCCCCCGCUGGCCUCGACCUCUCCAAUGGCCACUUGGACACCUUCCGUCUGUCUCUGGCUCGAUUCUGGGAGCAGUCAGCUCCAGCGGGGCCUCCGGUCUCCACCCCGGGGCCCCCUGAUGACGAUGAGGAAGAGGGGGCACCCACUACGCCUCAGGCUGAAGGUGCCAUGGAGUCCUCUUAAAGAGGGACGGGCUGGAGCAGCAAGGCCAGAGACACCCAUGCCAAGCAGUGGGAGCUCACGGGACUGAGCUGGGUCAGGCCCACUGAGGCUUGAUGGCCCCCAGGCAGCCCCUGCCCGCCCACCCCCCCACGCCCCCCCCAGAGCCCUCAUUCCAGUUCCAAGCUGAGAAGGUUUUGGGGCAGCCGCUCCCCAGAUUGGGGUGAUCUCCCAAGGAGUGAUACAUAUGAUAUUAUGUAUAUAUUUACAGCUCUAUUUGUAAAGGUGGGGUCCUUGUCUUCAGCUGCUCCUGGGGAGUAGAAGCAAUAAUGUAUUUCUGAUUUGUAGGGUCCCUUUUCGGCUAUGCGGGUUUCAAGGGGCUGUGGGGGGGUUGGGACCAAAGCCUUGCCCCGCCCCCACGCCCCUUGGGGUUUUGGGGGGGUGGAGGACUGCCCCUCCCUUCCGAGACCCCUCCUUCCUGGUUUCUGUUCCCUUUUCCUGGCAGUGAAUUAUGCAAAGGCGGGGGGCGGCCUAGGGAGGGUAGGUGAGGGCAGGCAAGGUAAAGCUUGAAAGACUGGGGGACUGGGCCUGUAAGGAAGGAGCCAUCCCAGUCCCCCUCCGCCCCGCUCCCGGCGCUGAGUCAUGGGGUCCUGGAGAAGGGGCGGGGUGGCCUGAUUGGCUCGCCCGCCCCUGGGGGCAGCGAGAGGACCACGCCCAGCCAGGGGAGCAGCUCGGCUCUCUCCUCCCCUCCCAUCCCGAGUCCCCGGGCAGGGAAUGUCUUGUUCCCGCCGCUCCCUCCCCGGGGCCAGAGGGCAGGGCGGGCCGGCGUCCUGCCCUCUUCUCCUCCCCACCUCCUCCCCGCCCAGGUGCGAGCCGGAGCCGCGCCACCGCCGCUGCCCCUGACUCACGCCGCCCCCAGGCUGGCGCUGGCCUGGGUGUGGGACCGGGUGAGGGGUUGGGGGAGCCUUGCCGAGAGCGGGCCGGCCGGCGCCACCUGGCGGCCGUGCCCGUGUGGGGCGCGCCCCUGGCGGCCGCUGCCAGCGCGGCUCUUCACUCGCCCCAGCCGCCCCAGCUGGGGCGCCGCGUCCCCUUGCCAAGGCAGUGGGCAAAUAACUUCUUGCUUGGCCGCAGGGAAACUUGGAAAGGAAUCCCUUCCCCAGCCCCUUGCCAGCUGGGCUUCCUGUUGGGGCGGGGAGUGCAAUCCCCUCACUCUUCCUUAGGACUGAACCCCCCCCUCCCUUCUGUACAUAGCCUCCUCUGUCAGUCUUGUCGAAAUCUAGUUUCAGAUUUUUAACUACCCGACUCUGCUAGGGGUGGGGCUAUAUGCCCCUUCCCCUCCUCGCUGGGUGCUGGACCCCCUUGCGGCCUGGGCUCUGCCUUGCACUAUUUCCCUCCUGGCCUGGCGGCCCCUACCCCUCCUUAACAGGGGCAGGUUCAGGGGCCCGGUGCUCUCCCUCCCAUGCGCCCCAUGCCCAUUUGCACAGCUGCCCAGGUACCCCCAAUAGUGGGGGGGGGUCACAGGGAGGGGUAGCGGGACCAGUCCCUGUAUCUAUUUAAAAAAGUGAUGAUGUAAUAUAUUGGGGUAGGGGGGUGUCGAUUGCCCUGGGCCUCAUCUUAGCAUUUCAGGUGAUGGGGGAGCCCAAGGCUGGGGAGACCUGGGGCCUAGCUCCAGGGAGUGAGGACAGUGUGGCCUCCCCCAUCCCCCCUGCGGCUUCUCCACUCAGUGCCUUAGGGGGGGAGGCAAUCCCCCCUCUCCUCUUCCCCCUCCCCUGCCCCCCACCUCGGUGUAAGCGACAGGAAGAAAUAAUAAUAAUUUAAGAUUCACA
This is a messenger RNA of Condylura cristata (star-nosed mole), 3637 nucleotides long. RefSeq names its product zinc finger and BTB domain containing 7B (gene ZBTB7B). The coding region runs from base 213 to 1835 and encodes 540 amino acids. The transcript has 3 exons. Gene Ontology annotation, biological process: positive regulation of gene expression; regulation of transcription by RNA polymerase II. NCBI's taxonomy places the organism in Eukaryota, Metazoa, Chordata, Mammalia, Eulipotyphla, Talpidae. The record is from RefSeq and is a predicted model, not a curated record. Gene Ontology annotation, molecular function: DNA-binding transcription factor activity, RNA polymerase II-specific; protein binding; RNA polymerase II cis-regulatory region sequence-specific DNA binding.